GUACCCGACAAAGUUCCUUGUUAAGGUAAACAGUUGCGGUAUCCUUGAUCAUGUCAAGCCCUUAACAGAACAUGCCCAAGAAGCUCUCUUGUUCAAAGAUAAUGGAAUGGCAAAGCAUGGGUUGUUCAAGCAAAUCGUGGGUGAUCUAUCGUUUAGCGACUCAUCUCUCUUUGCUAAGCUCUUGGAUUCUUGCGUCCAAUCAAAGUGUCUCCUUGACGUCCGUCGCGUUCAUGCGAGGAUCACUAAGACCUCUUUUGCCUCAGAGAUAUUUAUCAACAAUAGGCUCGUUGAUUCCUAUGGAAAAUGUGGCUCGUUGGAGGAUGCCCGCAGGGUGUUUGAUAGAAUGCCUGAAAGAAACAUUUUCUCUUGGAACUCUAUCGUAACUGUGCUGUCGAAGUUGGGUUUUCUCAAUGAGGCUGCAAGAAUUUUUGGGUUGAUGCCUGAACGUGACCAGUGCUCAUGGAACUCGAUGUUAUCAGGAUUUGCUCAGCAAGAUAGAUUUCACGAAGCUCUUGAUUAUUUUGUCAAAAUGCAUGAAGAGAAUUUUGUGCUUAAUGAGUACUCAUUUGGCAGUGGCCUCAGUGCCUGUGCAGGCUCAAAGGACUUGAAAAUGGGCAAGCAAAUCCAUUCUUUGAUCUCGAAAAGUCUGUACUUUUCUAAUGUUUACAUGGGGUCUGCCCUUGUUGACAUGUAUGCUAAAUGUGGGAGUGUGGCUUUUGCUAGGAGAGUUUUUGAUGAGAUGAAUGAGAGGAACAGAGUUUCUUGGAAUAGUUUGAUUACUUGUUAUGAGCAAAAUGGUCCAGUAGGUGAAGCCCUUGUGGUUUUUACAAGGAUGAUGGAUUGUGGUAUUGAACCAGACGAGGUAACAUUAGCCAGUGUGGUUAGUGCAUGUGCAAGCUUGUCAGCAAUCACGGAAGGUCGGCAGAUUCAUGCACGUGUUGUGAAAUGUGAUAAGUUGAGGGAUGAUCUUAUCUUAGGCAAUGCAUUGGUUGAUAUGUAUGCAAAAUGCAGUAAGAUUAGUGAAGCUAGACAUGUUUUUGAUAGGAUGCCAGUUAGAAAUGUGGUGUCUGAAACCUCAAUGGUAAGUGGGUAUGCAAAGGCAUCAAGUGUGAAAGUGGCUAGGUUAAUGUUUACAAAGAUGAUGGAGAGAAAUGUAGUUUCUUGGAAUGCACUAAUUGCUGGCUACACACAGAAUGGGGAGAAUGAGGAGGCUCUAGGACUCUUUCUUCUUCUUAAGAGAGAAUCUGUUUGGCCGACCCACUACACCUUUGGAAAUCUACUUAAUGCUUGUGCUAAUCUUGCUAAUUUGCAGCUUGGACAGCAAGCUCACGUGCAUGUAUUGAAGCAUGGAUUUCGGUUUCAGUCUGGAGAAGAAUCUGAUAUUUUUGUAGGAAACUCCCUCAUAGACAUGUACAUGAAAUGUGGAUCAGUGGAAGAUGGUUUUCAAGUCUUCAAAACUAUGGUGGAAAGGGAUUGGGUCUCAUGGAAUGUGAUGAUAGUUGGAUAUGCACAAAAUGGUUAUGCAGCUGAAGCUCUUGAAUUGUUCAAUAAAAUGUCAGCAUCUGGAGAGAAACCAGAUCAUGUCACUAUGAUAGGUGUUCUUUGUGCUUGUAGCCAUGCUGGGCUAGUUGAAGAAGGGCGGCAGUACUUCACCUCCAUGAAGAGGGAUCAUGCUUUGGUACCAAUGAAGGAUCACUAUACAUGCAUGGUUGACUUACUUGGUAGAGCUGGUUGCCUUGAUGAAGCAAAGAAUUUAAUAGAGACGAUGCCAAUGGAGCCUGAUGCUGUUAUCUGGGGAUCUUUGCUUGGUGCUUGUAAAGUUCGCCGGAACAUUACAAUGGGGAAGUAUGUGGCAGAGAAGCUUUUAGAAAUUGAUCCUAGCAACUCUGGACCUUAUGUUCUUCUCUCAAACAUGUAUGCUGAAAUUGGUAGAUGGGGAGAUGUUGUUAAAGUAAGAAAGCUAAUGAGGAAACAAGGAGUUAUCAAAGAGCCUGGUUGUAGUUGGAUAGAGAUACAGGGUUAUGUAAAUGUUUUCAUGGUGAAAGAUAAAAGGCAUCCUCAAAGGAAGGAAAUCUAUUCUCUUCUGAAAGCCCUCACUAAACAUAUGAAGCAUGCUGGAUAUAUACCAGAUGCUGAUGAUAAUGAGGUAUAUGAGGAGCAGAAUGAACCUGAAUCAACCCCAUGUCACCAAAUGUAUUUGCAAGCUUCCACUGCUGUUGGGUAAUACUUUUAGCUUUAUCAUUUUAGUGUCUAUUGUUCUCUCCCAGUCUAUUCUUUGCUUCCAAUUAUAUAGGAAUGAGAAGCAAGAAACUAGAAAAAUUAAAAAUUUCUAUCAUCU
Molecule: messenger RNA, 2338 nt
Organism: Rubroshorea leprosula
Lineage: Eukaryota; Viridiplantae; Streptophyta; Magnoliopsida; Malvales; Dipterocarpaceae
Source: the annotation of a GenBank genome assembly